Molecule: messenger RNA, 922 nt
Organism: Microbotryum saponariae
Lineage: Eukaryota; Fungi; Basidiomycota; Microbotryomycetes; Microbotryales; Microbotryaceae
Source: the annotation of a GenBank genome assembly
AUGGUCAAGCAUAUCACCUUUUCGGGUACUUGGGGGGAGGAAGACCCGAUGAAAGACCUCUUUGCCCAGAUCAAUGCGGUCGUGAGUCAGAUAUUUCCUUGGGCCAUACACGUUAUCCAAUACACUUCUUACUAGAUUGACGUUCUGUUGGUGCACCAGGGUCUGGCUAUUCGACAUAAAGUUGUUGCAAGUGGUUUUUUGAACAUCGUCGUUCCGACCUCGGCCGGCCAGCUCCCUCACGACGGUCACGCACCGGACGCGGUCGCCCUCUUCUCCUUUGCGUCGACGGAGCCACCGAGAGGGUCUGGGCAAUGUCAGAUGAUGAAUGGAGGGGGGAGGCGAAUCGGUUAGGCAAGCGUCCGGAAGAUCUUCGCCAAGUGAAUCACGUACUCGCGCCUGGAUAAAGUCAAGCCUCGAAACAAAGCAGGCUCUGCCUCUUGGCAGGGUGUGCGGAGGUUAUACAGAGUGUUCGACGAUUGUCCUGCGCAGAUUCACGUACGGAUUCACGUUGACGGGAUGGCAGUUCCGCGUUCUUAUUCACUCGGCAAGCGGCGUCUUCAAGACGAAUGAGUUCGACUGUUCUCAACAAGAAGGCUACGCGACUCUUUUGAGGUUCCUGGUCCGACUCGUUGUCGCUCCCGAGCUCGACCUCGGCAUCAUCGCUUCUGGCCCCACCUACCCCGUCACAGUGGACAGCCUACCGCCCAUCAUAUACCAACGCCCCAUCGCAGCUUUGUCGAGCCCAAGACUCACACAUCAAGGAGUUUGUCUGUGGCAACCGACCCACCUUAAUGAUGCAAUGACCGGGCCCCGAGCUAUUUGCUAUCCCGGAGUCUUCAACAACGUUGAGACGGGUAGCCAAGCUUCGUUUGGUGGUUCACCGGAGCACUCCGUCGUCUUCUCGCUCGUCGACCAAGAUUAA